This is a messenger RNA of Nematolebias whitei (Rio pearlfish), 396 nucleotides long. RefSeq lists its product as uncharacterized. The record is from RefSeq and is a predicted model, not a curated record. The transcript is spliced from 4 exons. The coding region runs from base 1 to 396 and encodes 131 amino acids. Lineage: Eukaryota; Metazoa; Chordata; Actinopteri; Cyprinodontiformes; Rivulidae.
AUGGCGGGCUCUAAGGAAACAUCCAAGCGCACCAACUUUGUGCAUCAAGACGAAAUCUGGAAAGCACACGUAACAUUUGAGAAGGAUUCAGGCAAAGCCUGGCCCAAUAAAUGGGGCUUCUUGACGGAGAUUUAUAAAGAGUAUGACACGAAGAAUCAGGAGCUAAAAGAAGGCCUCAAACAGACACUCCCUCCUCAACCGACAGUUCCACCUUUCAUUCCUCCACAAAAAUACACCGUUGUGGGCCCCUCUCCUCCUGUUCCUCACACAUCUCAGGCUUUCAUCGGGUGGCGUUCUGGUCACUCACAUCUUCAGCUGGAAAAGUACAGUAUAGUGCAUCAUGGGAGGCGUAGUUUUUUGAAGGAGUUGGGUUGGCCUCUGGAUGCUUGCAUCUGA